GGUUAAAUCAAAUAAUAAUAUUAGUGUAAGUCCAAAAAUUUGACUAAUUUCUUUUUUAUUUUCAUAUUUAAUUUAAUUUUUAUAAUUCAUUAAAAAUAAUUUUAUAAUUAAACCAAAAAAUUAAAAAAAAUUAACAAUAUAUAAUAAAUAAACAAAUAAUUAGUUUACUUCUCGUCCACCUAGACCUCGAAUAAUCCAUUCAUUCUCUAGACCUAUACAAAACGUUUAAACACUAAGUCACCGCCUAACGUUUUAUUUUAUUUUAUUUCUUACACUAAUAUAUACCAUAUAUGAACAUUCUCUUAACAAAAUUAUUAACAUGACCAUUAAAAGUAUUCUGUUUUCAUAUUUAAAAUAUAUGGCAUUUUAAUCCAAUUAUGAAGUUUGGGUUACCCAUAUAUUCAUUGUUCUGAAAUAAAAUAAACAAAAAGAAGAUAUUGGAAAAUAAAAAAUAUCUUAUCUUUUUAUACUAUUUAAAUAUAUGAAUAUUCAAGCUGUAAAUUUUUUAAAAUACCAAUUAUAUAAGUAUUUAUUAUAUAAAUAAUGAUUGAUUUUUGUGAAAAAAUAGUUCCACUUUUGAAAUAUAGAAAUUUAGAUAAAAUAAAAUUAAAUAUUGAUAAUGGAUAUAUAAUUUAUUUUAAAAACAUUGAGUGGCUUCUUUUCUAAUAAUCAGAAUUUAUAACCAAGGAUAUCAGACUUGUAGUCACAUUUUUAUUAAUAUAAUAAAAGUAUUUUUAAUAAUUUUAUUUCCUAAUUUCCAAUAUAUUAUAUUGUUUCCUAAUUUCCAUAAACAUUAAUUCUAAAAUGACUUACGAAUUAUAAACAAAUGAAAUAACAAUUAACCAACCAUUACUAUUUAGUUAUUUUGUAAAUAUUUACAUAUAUAUAUAUAUAUAUAUGAUGCCAAAAAAUCACAUAUAUAUAUAAAUAUAUAUAUAUAUUUAUACUUUAAAAAACAAUUACGCAUAAUUUUUUAACAUAUAAUUACAAAUAAAAAAUGAAAAUUAAACUAAAUAUAAUUAACAAAAUUAAUUUAUUUUCACCUAUGUAGAAUUAAAAGAUUUUUGUUUGACUUGGAAGCUGGAAGAAUGUAAUUAAAUAUAGCCAAAAUGAAUAAUUAAUCUAAUCAUAAUUAUAAUACCCAAAAUCACACAUGUAAUUAAGAAAAUAAGACAGUAUCAUCUAACAAAUUUAGAUAAUUGUUAUGAUUUAAUUAUUUUGUGGAUACGGAAGAGUCACUUAGUUUUAUACUCCUAAUAUAAACAAUCUAGAUUGAAAACCAACAUUAUUAUUUAGUUCAGAAGUAGUAUUUGGAGCUAUUAUGAAGUCAAUGAAACUAUUGCAAGUUAGUAUUUGGACGUAUUAAUCAGUUUGCAAUUAGUCGUAUCAUUUCAGAAGUUUCUAAAUAGUUACAAACUGAAUAACACCUCCGAAUAUUAAUUUACAAUAGUUUUCUUUCAGCCAGGCUUCUUAUGUCAUUUAAACUAUUAAUCUAUAUAAGCAACCUUGAAGACGUCCUCAUCCUCAUACCUCUCCUUCCUUGACAGAACCAAAACACAACUCUUUGUUUCCAUUUCAUUUCGCUUCUUCAAACCUCGAAAAGAAAUGGAAUUGUUCUCCAAAGGCAACGCCGUUAAGUUACUGAGCCAUCAUAAUAUGUUUUUACUCGCGGACGAGGACCAAAAAACCAUCCGUCAAAGCCGUCAACGAUGUUCACGGCUAGCCAUUUGGACGGUGGAGACCGUCAUUGGCAAACCGAAGCUGAUCAGACUACGAAGCUGCCACGGCACGUACUUAACGGCUAGCAGUAAACCGUUCCUAUUAGGUACGACCGGCGAGAGAGUGACUCAAACGCAGUCGUUUAACAACCCUAUGGAUUGCCAAACGCAUUGGGAACCGGGGGGAUACGGGGCUUCGGUGAAGCUGAAAUCGUGGUGCGGGAAAUGGAUGAGGGCUAACGGGGGAGCGCCGCCUUGGAGAAAGUCAGUUACUCACGACGAGCCUCCUAUGUCGAAGACCAAGAACUGGUUGCUUUGGUAUGUUAUUACCGUUGAUGGCUUUGAUCUUGAAAACGUGUCUGAUGGAUUUAAGAGCUCUCUUUCUUCUCCGCUUUCCCCACAUCUCCCCGGUUUGGGUUUCUGGUCAGCGCCUGGGUCACCCGUUUGCGGCAGGCCAAAGAAGAGUUUAGGUCGGUUCGCUUCUUUGGGUUUACGUUCAACGUCUCCGAGAUGGUCCCCAAAACUUAACAUGAAACAAAAAGAGAAGACGUGUAGCUUCGACGAAACGGAAACAGUAUCAGCAGUGGAGUUUUUCCGGAAAGCAAAAGCUGUUCGAAUGUGUAGCAGUCACAACAAGUAUCUAACCGCGGAUGAAAACGAAGAAACGGUGUCUCAAGGUAAAAACGGAUCAACCGAAAAUGCUCAAUGGACCGUUGAACUGGUUAGCCAUUCCUAUCAUGUCAUCCGUCUUAAAAGCUGUUACGGCAAAUACUUAACCGCUUCGAAUGAGCGUUUCUUGCUCGGAGUUACGGGGAAGAAAGUGAUGCAGUUAAAGCCGAGUCGGCUCGAUUCGUCUGUUGAGUGGGAACCAGUGAGAGAAGGUUCUAAAAUCUUGCUCAAGUCUACAUAUGGUAACUACCUCCGAGCUAACGAUGGACCUCCUCCGAGGAGAAAAUCCGUCACACAUGAUAAUCCUCGUUCCGCUACUCUGGAGUCGAUCUCGUGGGAGGUUGAUGUUGUUGAGAUCUUGAUUAAUCCUCAACUCAUGGAGGAGAUGGAGUUUACUCCGUCGCCAAGGAAGUUAGUGACUCCAGCGCCGCAUAGGAAACCAUCAAAUUUUCGGCUGUCAGUUUCACAUUCCAUGACUCCGUCUUCUUUCUCAUACAUAUCUAAUUCAGAAUCUGAUGAGUCUCCAUCGAAAGUGGAUGGGCGAGUUAUCGAUUAUCAUAUUAAUCCUUCAUCCAAAGCGGAGAUAAAGUAUACUCCCUCAUCAAAGAAGACACUUCCUUCGCCCCCACAUAGAAAGCCAUCUUGGAAUCCAUUUUCUCUUUCAGACAAAUCAGAUUCAGAUUGUGAUGAGUAUCUAACGAAAUCGAAUGAGCUAACAAACAAUCAUCACAUUAAUCAUCCCUUAAAUGCGAAGAUGAAGUCGAACACCCUGCAUCUGUCACAUCAUAGAAAGCUGUCUAAUGCUUUACAUUCGAAGACUCUGUCUUCCCUAUUAGACCUAUCAGAAUCAGAUUCUGAGUCUCCAUCGAAAUCCAAUGGGCAAACCCUCCUGAUAUAUGAUGAUAUUAAUCUUCCGUCUAAAACGGAGAUGAAGUUUACUCCGUCACCGAAGAAGAUGCUGCACCCGACACCAUAUAAGAAGCCGUUGAAGUCGACGCAUUCGAAGUCCUCGUCCUCUGUUUCAGACAAAUCAGAUUCAGAUUGUGAUGAGUCUCCAUCAAAAUCGGAUGGGCGAGCUAUCAAUUAUCAUAUUAAUCCUCCGUUCAAGUCUACUCUAUCAUCAAAGAAGACGUUGUAUCAACCACCAAAUAGGAAGCUGUCGAAUUCUUCACAUUCGAAGACACCUUCUUCUCUUUCAGACAUAUCAGAUUCAAAUUUUGAUGAGUCUUCAUCGAAACCGAAUGAGCAAACUAUUGAUUAUCAUAUUAAUAAACCAUCCAAGGCAGAGAUGAAAUCUACUUCGUCUUCGCAGAAGAUGUCGCCGCAUAGGAGGCCAUCAAAUUUUUCUCAUUCGAAGACUCCGUCUUUUAUUUUUGACAGAUCAGAGUCAGAUUCUGAUGAGUCUCCAUCAAAGUGGGAUGAGCAAACCAGCGUUUAUCAUAUCAAUCCUUCAUUCAAGACAGAAAACAAGUCUACUCCAUCUUCAAAGAAAAUGUUGCAUUCGCCUUCUCACUCGAAGCCGUCAAAUUCUCUUCAUUCGAAGACUCCGUCUUCCCCUUCAGACAUAUCAGAUUCAACUUCUGAUGAGUCUCCAUCGCAAUCGGAUGAGAAAGGUUAUCAUAUUAAUCAUUCAUUCAAGUUUGAGAUGAUCAAGUCUACUUCAUCUUCAAAGAAGCCAUCCAAUUCUCAUCAUUCGAAGACGUCUUCUUUUUUUGACAGAUCAGAUUCAGAUUAUGAUGAGUCUCCAUCGAAUUCUACUCUACCGUGGAAGAAGACACUGCAUCCACCACCACAUAAGAAGCCGUCAAAUUCUCCGCAUUCGAAGACUCCGUCUUCUCAUUCAGACAAAUCGGACUCAGAGUCUGAUGAGUCUCCAUCAAAAUUGGAUGUACAAACUGUCGAUUAUCAUAUUAAUCCUCCAUUCAAAGUGGCGAUGAAGUCUAGUAUGUCGUCAAAGAAAAUACUGCAUGGAAAUUCUGUUGAAUCUCCUCCAUUAAAACCGAAUGGGCGAACUAUCUAUUAUAGUAUCGCUGAUGAAAGACACAUGGAAAACAAAUCAACUGCUGGAUAUUUUUUCACAUUUAGAGGAAACAGUGUGGCAGAGCUGACUCAGACGCUACGAGAAGAAACAUGCUUGGAAGAUGUUGUGGUGUGCACUCGCAACCCCUUAAGUGGCAAGCUGUCUCCUCUUCGUUUGCAACUUCCUCCUAACAAUGGAAUACUCCAUCUCGUCUUACUACCCUCCAGUGGAAGUCUCUAUGAGAGACGUGAGAAUCGUUUUUAACUUAAAGCUCUCAUAUAUAGAGUUAUUGAACCUUUGGCUUGUUCGUUUUUUAUUAAAAUCCACCAUUGGCAAAUGAGUGACUGGCUUUUUGUGUGGUGAAGUUUUUGGUGAACCUUAUAAGAAACUAAUAAGAUAAUAAGAGUUGGUAGUUGGUA
Molecule: messenger RNA, 4826 nt
Organism: Brassica napus (rape)
Lineage: Eukaryota; Viridiplantae; Streptophyta; Magnoliopsida; Brassicales; Brassicaceae
Exons: 12
Coding region: 1606-4671 (1021 amino acids)
Source: RefSeq, a predicted model, not a curated record